Aspergillus wentii DTO 134E9 is the source of this 1623-nucleotide messenger RNA. RefSeq lists its product as uncharacterized. Gene Ontology annotation, cellular component: cytoplasm; nucleus. The record is from RefSeq and is a predicted model, not a curated record. Lineage: Eukaryota; Fungi; Ascomycota; Eurotiomycetes; Eurotiales; Aspergillaceae. The transcript is spliced from 2 exons. Bases 1 to 1623 code for a protein of 540 amino acids.
AUGCUGCUUCAUUUACAAGAUAUCCCUGCCCUUACCCUAUGCAACGCCGCUGCUCGGGGCGAGCUCGACACCAUCGAAUCUCUCCUAGCUUCUAGCAUUGCCCCCAACACACGCCCGGAUGACGCCAAUACCGAUCUUUCCGCUGUGAAUGGGGAGUGGGCGAGUAGGGAUAAGACGUCACACCCUCCAGUGUUCUCUAAAGAUAUCACUGAAUGGCACCCUCUCCGUUUGGCGGCACAGGAUGGAAUCUAUUGCGUUUCAGUUGACAAAUCUAACAUGACGCGCAUUAUGACAGCCUUGCUUCGGCAUGGCGCCGACCCUUACGCUCUGUUCCUCCAGCCCAUUUUCAUCUCCCGUAAAUGGUCUCAGUCUCCGACGGACUCAGUCGAUGACCAGUUUGAGGAUGAGCAUCUCGAUCUCGGGUGGGUGACAAUGGCCCGCGACGCUCAAGGGUUGCCUGUCGAGAAACACCCCAAUGACAUUACAUCUGGAGACUUCCAGUCUCUUACCUCCCACGAGGAUCAGUUUCCUCGCCGGUACGGGGUGCGCAGCAUUCUGCAUGCCAUGCUGGAAGACGGCGUGUUCGUUCAGCCGCUGCUCGACUUCCUCGGUGGUGAUAUUGAUGUCGAACGACGGGAUCCUCAGGGACGAACACUAUUUUUAUCUGUUUGUCGAAGUAAUCUGGGAUUGGAUUCGGCUACUGACGGCAUGUGCCGUGAUAUUGCGUGCAUUUCGACUGUUCACGGUAUCUCCCACAACCCUUUCCCUCAGCCUGACAAUCCAUGGAGAGAAUUGCAGCGUCCAGGCUCCACUGAAACUCCAGAGAGCUCUCAGACCUUCCUCGAGUUCUUCCUAUCGCAUGGGGCAGACCUCUACGCAGUCGAUAACUACGGCCGCAACGCCCUCCAUCAUCUCCUUGACGGGAUAGACAGGGCCAUCCCCACGAGCCAUCCGCCAGGCAUUACGACCUCGCUACGAUAUCUAGUCGCCAAAUGCCCAACCCUCAUAAAUCAGCCCGACCACGCAGGCUUCUAUUCGCUCCAUUUUGCGCUACGCCGUAUAGGUGUAUACUGGAGGAGCAGCAAUGUUCCCGAUCGCACCCGCAAACUUGAAACCCACGUAUACGACCUCCUCAAAGCAGGUGCAGACCUUUUCGCCCGUGAUGGAAGAGGCAACACAGUCUUGCACUAUCUCGCCGACGACCAGCUUGGCGACAUUGGUGGCAUGGGCGAUACACAACGCCAAAUGUGUCGGGACUUCCUCAAGGCAGGGAUUGACCCGAACGCGCGGAAUGCAGAUGGUGUUUCGGCGCUUGAGGUAUUCCUGAUUAAGCCGGAAGAUGACAACAAACGUGAAGGGGAGUGGAGUGCUGUCAAGUAUAAACAGAUUGGAGAGGCGGUGAUUGCGAUGUUUGAAGGGGCUGGUGGGCGUCUUAAGGACACGAAUGCUGCUGGGCAAACUCUGCUGCAUCUGGUGGCACAGCAAGUGUCGCUUCGGACAUCCGAAUGGUUCGAACUUCUCGAAAAGAAAGGACUGGACCGGCAUGCCCGGGAUAAUGACGGACGGACGCCGGUGGACUUUGCGAAAGACAAUGAGGAUUUGGCAGAUGACCUGGAGCUGUAA